Ipomoea nil (Japanese morning glory) is the source of this 1392-nucleotide messenger RNA. RefSeq names its product glucose and ribitol dehydrogenase-like. The transcript has 4 exons. The coding region runs from base 267 to 1151 and encodes 294 amino acids. NCBI's taxonomy places the organism in Eukaryota, Viridiplantae, Streptophyta, Magnoliopsida, Solanales, Convolvulaceae. The record is from RefSeq and is a predicted model, not a curated record. Gene Ontology annotation, molecular function: oxidoreductase activity.
UACACUUCCACGGGCAUUCUUAUAUAUGUGUAUAUAAACACACACGUUACCAUCGUACAUACAUAUACAUAUUCCACGUCUCCCACGUUGUAUGUAUAUAUGUCACAGUCUCCAGCUCCCUUAGCUUGUGUUGAGUAUUUCCUUUUUCAGCCUCUUUAAACACCAUUUCCGCGGCCGUCGUCCUUCUUCUACCUAGCUCCGGCCACCACUCGAUCAGUUUCUUGAACCCAAUUAAGAAAGGAAGUUUAGUUUGUGUGUUUAUAAAAAUGGCGUCUAAUAAUGGUCAACAAUUCCCACCCCAACAGCAGGAUUCUCAGCCUGGAAAAGAGCAUAUCAUGGAUCCCCGUCCUCAAUAUUCUUCCCAUGAAUAUAAGCCAUCCAACAAGCUUCAAGGGAAGAUAGCGUUGGUGACGGGAGGCGACUCGGGGAUCGGGCGGGCGGUGUGCCAGUGCUUCGCGUUGGAGGGCGCGACUGUGGCCUUCACUUACGUGAAACCGCAGGAGGAUAAAGACGCAGAAGAGACGGUGGGAAUUAUAAAGAAAGCCAAAAGUGGGGACGCCAAAGACCCGAUAGCGAUAGCUGCGGACUUGGGGUUCGACGAGAAUUGCAAGAAGGUGGUGGAUGAAGUGGUGAGAGCCUAUGGGCGGAUUGAUAUUCUGGUGAACAAUGCCGCGGAGCAAUACGAGGCAAGCUCCGUGGAGGAGAUCGAUGAAGACAGGCUUUUGAGGGUGCUCAGGACCAAUAUCUGCUCUUACUUUUUCCUCACCAGACAUGCGUUGAAGUAUAUGAAGGAAGGGAGCUCAAUAAUCAACACCACAUCAAUCAAUGCCUACAAAGGACACGCAAAGCUGCUGGACUACACGGCCACAAAAGGUGCGAUAGUGGCCUUCACCAGAGGGCUGGCAUUGCAGCUGGUGAAUAAAGGCAUACGCGUCAACGGCGUUGCUCCGGGGCCGAUAUGGACGCCGUUGAUCCCUGCUUCCUUCACCAAAGAAGAGUGUGCUAGUUUCGGUAAAGAUGUGCCGAUGCAGCGAGCCGCCCACCCCAUUGAAGUCGCUCCCUCCUACGUUUUCCUCGCGGCUUCCCCCGACUCCUCUUAUAUCUCCGGCCAAGUCCUCCACCCUAAUGGUGGGGCGAUAGUCAAUGGCUAAUUGAAUGGUGGGAAGUUUGGAAUGCAGUCUGUUUUCCAACGUUACAUGUCCACUUUUUUGUUGUUGAUAGUAUAUCUACAAUAUUAUUUCAGUUGGCUAGCUGUUUUGUGUAAUUCUCCGGCCGUAUACCGGAACAUAAGUGGUAUCUCGUGUGAGGUUUCCUGUGUAAUAUAUGUAAGCAUGUUGGUGCACUACUUCCUACCGUUUCUCUCCGUAAACAUAAAAAAAUAAACUUUGUAUA